CUUUCGCGUUACGCACUUCCCGCGUGUCCAAGUGUGUGACGGCUGGCAGCGGCUGACAGGUCGACGUUGAAGAUUUUCCGCGAAAUUCGUCCUUGCGAACGUCGUAGACGCCCGCGAAGCCGCACUGAUUUCCACGGACGCAUCCGCCGAUACACCCGACGUCGCUCCCACGGGGAUUCCGUCAGCCGAUCGUCCGAAGCGGUCGACGUCCAAAUAAGACGCACCUAACCUCGAAGAAAGUAAUACCGACGUACACGGUCAUGACGUCCGGCACAUCGUGAAUGUGGCUGCUCUCUUGGGCUUUAUCGUCGUGAGGCACGACGCGAGUAGCGGCCGCAUCACGCGGAAGAGGCACAUCCGGCGUGCUUCCUUCCGGAGCAGCGAACGUCGUGGCUUGGGCGGACACGGACGCGGACGGCUGGAAGGAGAGGAGCGCUCCUCGAGGAGUCGGCGCCUCGUUAGUGCAUUAAUGGCCGGCUAAAGAGCGUACGCGACACGGGCCGACUAAUGGUAGCGCGUGAACCGACAAUCGUGAGCACUUUCGGCUUUCGAGUAGCCCCCCCGCUGCGCCUCGCUACGCGAUGUACUUUCUGUCUACUUCGGACGCACCCCCUGCGAUAUCCGCAAAGUAGAUCCGCCGAUUGUAUAAUGAGCCAGCUGAGAGAAAGCUGUGUGCGACGCGAUUGAAGUUGACGCCAAGGGUGGACGUUCUCCGAGUGAUUCAAGAUGCGACAGUGUUGCGUGAACCAUCAGGUCUUGCAAUGGCUUCUUUGCCUGGUCCUGGGCGCUGCGUACAGCCGCGCGGAUAUCCUGGUGUUCUCCGCGGAGGCGAGACACCAGAUCGAGGAGGAGUUUCGAGACAUGCCCGCCAAGUUCGGAGGUUCAAUACCGGCCGAUGGGAUUAAAGGCAUGGUGGUCUAUUCCGACCCUCCUAAUGCGUGCCAUGAGAUACAGGGUCCGCCAACUAAUAUCAGUAACAAUAGUAAUUGGAUAGUUUUAAUACGACGUUACAACUGUAGCUUUGAGAUAAAAGUUCGAAUGGCGCAGAGAGCUGGAUACGAUGCUGCUAUUAUACACAAUGUCAACAGCAAUGAAUUGGAGCCCAUGUCAGCCAAGAAUACCAUAGGAAUUGCGAUACCGUCUGUGUUUGUCAGUGACGUCACGGGAAUAGUCAUCAAGGAAAAUUAUUUAUACAACCAGCAGUAUUUUGUAUUAAUUAACGAUGAUCUGCCGUUCAAUAUUAAUACACACCUGCUCCUACCUUUUGCCAUUGUUGUUGGGAUAUGUUUUCUAGUCAUGCUUAUUUUUAUGGCUGUGCAGAUUGUCAGAUGCAUAAAGGACAGAAGACGACAACGGCGGCAUAGGCUACCUAGUUCCAGCUUGAAGAAGAUCCCGACACACAAGUACACAAAGGGCGAUCCGUACGAGACAUGUGCUAUUUGCUUGGACGAUUAUGUGGAGGGAGAGAAAUUGCGAGUUUUACCGUGUGCACAUGCUUAUCAUUCAAAGUGUAUCGACCCAUGGUUGACGAAAAAUCGAAGAGUAUGCCCCGUCUGCAAGAGAAAGGUUUUUACGGCUGAUGAGCAGGUGGUGACCGACGAGAGUGAUUCAGACGCCGAUGACACGACACCUCUGAUUCGCGACGGUCAUCACGGCACGCAAGGCGGAACGUUCGCGCGACAGAGGGAGAAUCCCUUCAACAGGGCCAGGAGAUCCCAGAACAGGCAGGAUAGUAACUCUAGCGUUAAUAGCUCCGAUUCCGAACAGUCCUUUGCUACCGACGACCGGGUUAGUACGAGCGCCGGUGAACCAUCCAGCGGCACCGCUUUUAUGGUAUCCGAUACCCACAGCAUAAACGGCGAGCCACAGGAACUGGAACGCUCGGUCAGCGAUAACAAUUUAUACGCUGACGUUCAAGAGUACCCGACGCCUGUUAUACAAAUCGGACCGGCACGAAACACGAGGGCUGCGCUAAACUCCACGACGUCGGAUCCCGAUUACACGAUCGUAAUGCCGACCGCCAAUGCCAGCAGGAACGACGUUGUUACGUAAUGGCAACAGCAUCACCUGCGACCGUCGCAUUGCACGUUACAGGCCGUGCGUGUCUUGCCGGGUCGGUGGACGUUAAAUAGAAGUGACAAGCACACAAUGAGGAUGGAUAAUCCGAAAGUAGGUAGUAUUUUUAACGUACGCGAGUCACCAUAUUUCUUCUCUCAAAUAACGCUAUUACGACUUUGCUUUAAUGCCAAAUAUUUCUUCACGCUGAUGUGUAAUACGUUGCGUCUGGUGUAACAACGCAUACCCGGCGAAUUUACGCGUUAUGUCGCAUCAGCGUUUCUUGUUUUUUGUUUUCCGUGUUUCGUCCUGCGACGAAUGAUGCAUACAGUGACUGUUACGUGUUACGAAUCGUCGAUGAUCUUUCUCUUUUAUUGUCGCGAUCGCGACAAUAAAAUCUUUCGAGAUCUUUCGAGAAAAACAUCCAUCUUUUGUUUUAAAAUCGAACCGCGAGAUAUGAAAACGAGCAUACUGCGAUGAGAUAGAGCGAAUCGAUGUGUUGUUUAACACAUCGAUUCGGCUUAAAAGGUCAAUCAGUGAUGGUACGUCACUGCUCGAUUUUUCAUCCAAACACCUGAUCGAAACCGUUUUCAGUUAUUACGUAGGUAAGACUGCGAGCACUAGUUCACCGUUUAAAGACCUAUGUUAUUUUGUAUACUUAGCUUAAGAACCACACGGCCUAUUUGAUUUUUGCGCUUCACAAAGUUGAAAGUUUACUUGAGAUUAUGUUUUCCUUUCUUUUCUUUUCUUUUCUUCGUCGUUUAGUUACAAAACCGCAUUAAGCACGAUAUAGGAUGCAUAGACCUAUGAGUCAGUUUUACAGCGAUUACGUUUGCGCGGCAUGUGACGAGCGCUGGGUGAUAUCGCAAAGUGUGUGUGACGAACGUGACUUUGUUGGCUACAUAUAUCGGCUCUGUAAAUAUUAUUUGUUAAUAUAUAUAACAAUCAAGAGACCAAAAAUCUACACAGAAUUCCUCUCGAGUGCAGGACGUAGGAUAUCUUAAGGCGCAAUCGUUCGUUGCUGCAGCGGAUGGCCGCACCGAGAUGUGAAUGUUUUAGGUAUAAGUACUCGCAAGUUUAGACACUAAGUUGAUCAAGUUGAAUCUUUAGUGUUAAGUUUUACGAAAGGUUUACUGUUAUAUCCAAAGUAUACUAUUGAACUACUACUAUAUACUACUACCACUGUGUACCGUUUUAUAUAUAUAUAAAAAAAAAGGUAGAAUAGUACUUAUAAAAUGGGCUGUAUACAAUACGCGACGUGUCGACAAUUAUCGUACGUAAAUUUCGCUGUCAGUGAGUGACAUUUCCAUUCGACUUUUAAUCGUGACAGAACAACGCCGAAGGGACUACGAAGUUGGCACGAAGUUUUAACGAAAAGCGAUCGCACACAUCAUCUCAAUCAAACAAACUCAGCCAUCGGCGCUGACGCUCAUGGCUCCGUUCGUACCUUAUCGUAAAGUGCAUAGAUCUGCUCGUCCGAAGACAUUGAUGAGAGCCGCGAGAACAUAUCGAACGGCGAACGGCGAACGGCGAACCUUGUUGCUCAUAACUCUAGACACACGUGAGCAUGCAUGCAAUUUAAUUUCGCGAAAAAUGGAAGUAUAAUGCUUCGACACAUCAGAUGUAUGAAGAGCAACGCGCAGGGCGACGGCUAAACAUGGUAGGAUUGCGUGUAAAAAGAUAUGUAAAUAGCAUCGCGGAGGAUUCUAUUGUAUAAGCGCGGUACGCGAAAAAUAUUUUUAUUUGUUUUUAUAAUCGUCAAAUCGGGACACAAGUAUUUGCUAUUAUCUUAUCGUUUAACAAUAGAUGUAACACUAAUAAAAAUAAAACGUAUUUAUA
Messenger RNA from Harpegnathos saltator (Jerdon's jumping ant), 3894 nucleotides. Its product is annotated as E3 ubiquitin-protein ligase RNF13. Gene Ontology annotation, biological process: ubiquitin-dependent protein catabolic process. Gene Ontology annotation, cellular component: nucleus. Gene Ontology annotation, molecular function: ubiquitin protein ligase activity. The coding region runs from base 727 to 2052 and encodes 441 amino acids. The record is from RefSeq and is a predicted model, not a curated record. The transcript has 9 exons. Lineage: Eukaryota; Metazoa; Arthropoda; Insecta; Hymenoptera; Formicidae.